UGCAGUCUUCCCACUAUAACAUCUUUGCACUUCCGGCAGAGUUGCUCGACUCUUUGACACCCAGGAACCUUGUAAACAGAGCACCGACACGCGUCCUAACUCCCGACCCUGUUGACCCUGUUUCUAAAUCGGGCCCUCGAGCUUGCAACGUCUGCCAAGGGGCUAUAUUUCUCGACGUCGACCAACAACGCACGCAUUUCAGAUCGGACUGGCAUAGAUACAACGUCAAAACGCGGCUCAAUGGAGGUACGACUGUUACCGAGACAGCUUUUGCUCAACUAGUCGAAGGACUCGACGACUCGUUGUCUGGUUCAGCAUCAUCCGACGGCGAUGGGGAAGACUCUGACGCCGUUAACACACUACUGAAUAAAGCGAAGCGUCUCACAACUCGUUCGCCCUCACCCGAGUUGUCUUCCAAAGAUGCGCCUCUGACACCUCUCACCUGGUUUCAUUCCCCUCCUGCUACACAAGUCGGAAUCUAUCGCGCUAUCCUGCCACUGAAUACAGAAUCUGGUGAAUAUCUAUACGAACUGAGAAGGCUUCAGUCUUCAGUGCCCGAUGGACGGAAAUGGGCUAUGUUUAUGGUUGCUGGAGGUCACUUUGCUGGAGCAGUUGUUCGAGUCAGCUCGCCCGAAGAUGAACUAGAGGACGAAGCUGAGAGUAGGCAGAAAAAGAAGCCCAAGAAAUUCAAACCUGACACAGAAGUUUUGCUUCACAAGACAUUCCACCGAUAUACGAGUCGCCGAAAGCAAGGUGGAUCACAAUCCGCUAAUGAUAAUGCCAAAGGGCCUGCAAAAAGUGCUGGUGCACUUCUUCGACGUUAUGGUGAACAGGCUCUCCGAGAUGAAAUACGCAAUUUGUUGGGAGAAUGGGCCGACGAGAUUGCAUCCUGCGAAAGAAUUUGGAUCCGCGCAAGCAUCUCAAAUCGUCGGAUCUUUUACGAUUAUGCCGAUGCAGUCUUCCCCAAGAACGAUGAGAGAUUGAGAACGUUCCCAUUCCCCACCCGUCGUCCUGCUCAAUCAGAACUCAAUCGCUGUCUUCUUGAGCUUGUCCGCCCAAAAAUCUCGCACUUCACAGAGGAGGAACUCAAAUUGCAGGAUGAAGCCUAUCUUGCCUCGCUGCCGAAGCCGAAGCCAGUCCCCACCAUCCAACCAGUUGCGGUUACGGAGAAGCUGAAGCUGCCUAAGCUUACGAGGGAGGAGGAAGCCCUACGCGACAAAUGGAACCGUCUGCUUGAAAUGGUGUACAAAGGCCGCUUAGAACCGCUAAAGGUGUUCCUCGAUCGCGAGAGUUCGAAUAUCGGCGGUGUCAAUGCUCUGGUCCCGGAAUGGACAGGCGAGAGACGAGCGACCAUCCUUCAGAUCGCGGUGCAAUCCGGGCACGAAGACAUAGUCAAGUGGGUGCUCGAAGAAGCUCAGGCGGAUCCCACCAUUCCCGUUCCGUCAGCUAAGCUCGGUGACAUCGAUGAAGACGAGGAGGGGCCUAAGUCGGAUGCCUCUGACGCAGCACGUCCUGCCAAAGGCUCGCGGAGAGCUGCAUACGAUCUCGCCAAGACCAAGGCCAUCCGCGACAUCUUCCGACGAUGUGCGGCUGCGCAUCCGGACUGGUGGGAUUGGUUUGGAACUGCUCGAGUUCCCAGUGCUCUCAGCCAGGAGAUGGAGGAAGGACGUGAGGAGAAGAAGAAGGUCAGGAGGAAGGGGUUAAAGGACCGUGUCAAGGAGCGGGAAGCCAAAGACAGGGAGAAGGAGAAGGAACAACCUAUCAUACCACCUGCUGCAGUCACAUCUGAGGUGAAGGAGGUGUCAAAUACCCGGAGGCUUGGAGGAGCAUCUGGAGCAGGUGAUGGUGUUGCUGGGCUGACACCUGAGAUGAGAGCAAAGGUUGAGAGGGAACGAAGAGCAAGGGCAGCCGAGGCACGUCUAAAAGGACUGGCUGGUGCUGGGUGAA
Cyclocybe aegerita is the source of this 1947-nucleotide messenger RNA. NCBI's taxonomy places the organism in Eukaryota, Fungi, Basidiomycota, Agaricomycetes, Agaricales, Hemipholiotaceae. The record is from the annotation of a GenBank genome assembly.